Aspergillus ruber CBS 135680 is the source of this 1545-nucleotide messenger RNA. RefSeq names its product putative 2-ketogluconate transporter. Gene Ontology annotation, biological process: transmembrane transport. The transcript has 4 exons. The record is from RefSeq and is a predicted model, not a curated record. Gene Ontology annotation, molecular function: transmembrane transporter activity. Lineage: Eukaryota; Fungi; Ascomycota; Eurotiomycetes; Eurotiales; Aspergillaceae. Gene Ontology annotation, cellular component: membrane. The coding region runs from base 1 to 1545 and encodes 514 amino acids.
AUGGACAAACAAGAAACCUCCCACAUCGAACGAACACUAUCUCCCAGAGACAAACUCUCGCAACUCGAUGCCGUCAAGGACCCCUCCUAUGUCGAUGAAGAAGUCCAAGCAUAUGCCUCCCAGGGCCAUAUUGAAAUCGAUGACUCCACCAGUCGCAGGCUCCGUGUGAUGAUCGACCGCCGCGUGCUAGUUAUCAUGAUAGUGACAUACUUCCUACAAGCUCUAGACAAAGGCACCAUGUCUUUUGCGUCGAUUAUGGGUAUCCGCGAAGACACAGGCCUAGAGGGACAACAAUACUCCUGGCUGACAACUUGUAUUUAUAUCGCCGUACUGAUUGUCGAGUACCCGACCAACUGGGUGAUUCAGCGAGUGCCUCUAGCCAAGUAUCUCGGGGCGAACGUGUGCAUUUGGGGCGCAAUAUUAGCCUUACAUGCGGCUUGCCAUAACUUCACGGGCUUGGUUGUAGUCCGAACGUUAUUGGGGAUCUUUGAGGCAUGUUGCCAACCCAUCUUUGUGCUUUGCUCAGGAAUGUGGUAUAAACGUGAGGAACAGGCGGCCACGGUGACUUAUUGGUACAUGAUGAACGGUGGGCAACAGAUCGUCGGUGGCCUACUAGCCUAUUGCUUCAGUCUCAUCGGCAAAGAUCGCGCCAUCCGAUCAUGGCAAGCCCUUUUCCUGACAUACGGCUGCAUAUCUUUCCUCUGGGGCAUAUUCGUUAUCUACUGGAUGCCUGACUCACCGAUGCGCGCAAAGUGUUUCUCUGAAAGCGACAAGCGACUCAUGGUUGAGCGAGUCCGGUCAAACCAGACAGGCCUUCAGAACAAAUCGUUCCGAUCAUACCAGAUGUGGGAAGCAUUUCGCGACCCGCAAACUUGGUGUUACUGUGCCAUUCAAGUGUUCACGACCCUGCCAACAAGUGGAUUGGGAGCUUUCGCGAACAUAGUGAUCAAAGGGUUUGACUUCACUGAAUUACAGACACAGUUGUUGGCUAUGGUUUUGGGGUUUUACAUUAUCAUCGUCCUGCUGUCGUCGGCGUGGCUCGUCAAGAAAACGGGGCAGAACCUACUAGUUAUGCUAGGAUUCAUUAUACCAUCAUUUAUCGGAACAAUCGUCCUCAUGACCGUUGACAACACCACAACAGCUACCAAAGCAGGUCUCCUCAUCAGCUACUAUAUCACCCUCUCCUUCUGGUCCGCGCAGACCCUCGCCCUCUCCAUGAUAUCACGGAAUAUAGCUGGUGCUACAAAGAAGUCCACCGUUGUCGCGGCCACCUUUAUCUCCUGGGCUGCUGGGAAUGCAAUCGGCCCCCAAGUAUUCCUGGAGAAGGACGCCCCAAAAUACUUCAUUGCCUUCGGGGUGCAUUUAGGCUGCUACUCUGUUAUGACUAUGUGCGUAAUCUUCCUUCGGUUUUAUCUAAAGAGACAGAAUAAGAAGAAGGAUGAAAUCUUGCGAGCGCAAGGGGUGGAUAACGCAGAUCCAGAUCUAGUGUAUGCGUUUGAAGACAAGACGGAUCGUGAAAAUUUGAAUUUUCGGUAUAUGUAUUGA